AUGGCAACAGAAACCUCCCUCUUCGACACCUACCACGACAAAGUCCACUGCCGCUACCCCUUUCUCCGCCUCGGCGGCUUCCGCAACCCAGCAAGGCGGCCGAAAGAAGCGUGGGCGUCCUACUUCACCAACAUGAUCUUCUCCAUCGGCCUCCUCCUCGAGAAGCCUUCCCGUCACCAUGUCUAUCAGGAGUGCCUCUCCCCUCCUAGACACAAUCACACCCACCAAACCCACCAAGCCCUCUACCGCCUCGCCGUGACAAAAUACCUCUCCCACGUCUUUGCCCUCCCAGACCGCCUCCUCCACAUCCAGGCCUACCUCCUCCUCGCCAUGCACGCGAUAUACUCCCCCUCCACGGAACGCAUCAUCUCCAUCGCCUCGGCGACGAUGCGCUACUGCGUCAUGGCCCAGCUCCACCUCGCCGACGCAGAACCGCACAUCUCUCCUUCCGCUCCCUCUCUAGAGACCGCGGCAACAAAGCUCAGAAUCCAAAUGCGCCGCCGUGUCUUCUGGUCGGCCUACACCCUUGACCGCGCCGUCGGCACAACAUACGACCUUCCCUUUCUGUUCCAGACUACCAAAUCACGGUCAAACUACCGAUAUCACCACCCGCGUGGCCAGACAAGCGUCUCGGCUGCCUUGCAUGUGGUCUACUGCCGCCAGAUCCAAUCCGAGAUCCUCAACACGACCCUCCACCGCGACUUUUCGACGCACUUUGACGACGUCCCCCACUGGCGUCUCCGCGUCCUCGACAAGCUGGACCGCUGGCGCGCUCUUUGUCACCGGUACGCCGAUGCAGACGCAGACGCAGACGCAGACGCAGACGCAGACGCAGACGCAGACGGCACCUCCGGAGGUCCGGGCUCACACUCCAGCUCCGGCACCGGCACCGGAUCAAGCACCCAUCUCCAUUCCCGCACUCGCUCCCGCUCCCGCACCUUCACCCACCCAGAAUGGCUCCACAUGAUCUACAACUACUCCCUCGCAAUGCUCCACCAACCAACCCGCUCCACGGCCGACGGCCCAGCAGGCGACUGGACCGUAAAGUCCUGCAUCCAAGCCUGCCUCAUCUUUCGCAAGUUCCAGCGCCGCGGCCACGACCACCACCACGCGCCCAUUGCGGAACUCUGGCUAGGCCUCGUGGCGCAAUUCAAAUGCGGCGUCGCGCUGCUCUACUGCUUCUUCGCCACGCCACCGGCGUUGCGUACAGCGACCUAUGCGGCGCCCGAGGCUGCCGAAGCCGUGAGGGCGUGUAGCGUCGUUCUCUCGAUCCUGGCGGAGCGGUGGCCGCAGAGCGUUUGUCUUGGGGAUGCGUUUGACAUCUUGGCGAGGGAGGUGCCGCUGUUUGAGUUUAGUAGUACACCUACCAAGGUAGUGGGCAGAGCAGCAGACACAGCAGGAGCAGUGGCAGGUCCGCGUAAGAUGAGGUCCGAGUCAGCGGAUGCGCUGAUGGCGAUGAUGGGACAGCUCGAGAUCAUUGUGGUGCACCGUAACACGCUCCGCAUGAUUCGGGAGAUGGCGCUGGACGAGUUUCCCCGUCCCCCCUCGUCGGCUGGUAUAGAGUCUCAGGCUCAAGCAGAAGAGUUUCCAGCCAACGCCACAGCGGCAGCAGCAACGGCUCAGCUCGGCGAAGAGGACUCGCCUUCUUGUGCGCGGACGAGCAUCACAGGUGACAUGUUCCAGCCCAUGACGCCUCACUUCUUCCGGUCAAGCUUAGCCGGUCUCGAGGCUGAGGGAUUCGAUCUCUCUGCGCUCGGGUUCCCUGGUGACUUUGAUCUGCUAGACGCUUGA
Colletotrichum fioriniae is the source of this 1791-nucleotide messenger RNA. RefSeq lists its product as uncharacterized. Gene Ontology annotation, biological process: DNA-templated transcription; positive regulation of transcription by RNA polymerase II. NCBI's taxonomy places the organism in Eukaryota, Fungi, Ascomycota, Sordariomycetes, Glomerellales, Glomerellaceae. The record is from RefSeq and is a predicted model, not a curated record. Gene Ontology annotation, molecular function: zinc ion binding; DNA-binding transcription factor activity, RNA polymerase II-specific; sequence-specific DNA binding.